UUUUGCUUCGCUUCUUCGUUUUCCAAAAUCUCUCUCUCUCUCACAUUCAUUGCUUUUAAAUUAAAACUCCCCAAAAACUGAAACUGUUACUACUUCUCUCCUUCCUUCUCUAAAAACCUAAAAAAAAAACCCCAACACACACACAUGGAUUCUCAGGACCACUGCAGCAACUCUCCAGGAGGAGGUAAGAACCAUGUCUGUACUAAAUGUGGUUGGAGUUAUUCAAAUCCACAUCCUAGUGCUAAAAACCGUCGUGCUCACAAGAAAAUCUGUGGAACCAUCAAAGGAUUUGAGAUCUUUGACUCUGAAAUGAAGAAAGAGAAUCUUGAUUUGCCGGAAGAACACUCUUUGGAUGAUGAGCAAAAACCACCAACCCCAAGUCCAACAGUUGUCGAAAAAUCUGCUCCAACAGUUGUCGAAAAAGCUGCUAAUGAGAGAAUUGGGGAUGUUUCUGAAGAGGAUGUGUUUACUGAUGCUGUUUGUGAGUUUUCGAGAUCUGAUUCUUUCAAGGAAGAGACAGCUACAAACUUCCCGGCAAAGGGUACUGAGAAUCCCGGUGAAACUCAGCAGUGCAACAAUUCAUCUACGGCCUGUGAGAUGAAAAGUUCUGAAGUGGUUCAAGACAGCUGUGAAGUUCCACCUGUGGAAGUUGAAUCAGCUUCAGAGAAUCGACAAGGUGCACAGCAUUCUACUGAAGGACACUCUAUGUCAUCUGAAACUGUGAUUGAGUCAUCACAGGAAGCUCAGGUCAUUGACGGUGGUGAUACCAUAUCAAAUGAUAGAUUAGAGACAGAAUGCAAAGGGAAGUUAACGAAAGAAUCUCAAUCUAAGUUAGCAUCUGCAUUAGGAAAGAGAGAGGAUACUUCAGAUUCAUCGUGGAACGAUGAAGUGAUUUACUCAGAUGUGGAGGGUCCCUAUGGUUUUUCAUCAGAAGCAACUAGUAUGACUCAUCCUGAUGAAGCUAGCUGUAUAGUCAGUGAGGAUGUUCCAGUCCAUACUUCUCCAGUAAAAGCUGAUGCAACUCAGGUUAUCAGUGCCAGUAAAUCUGUUCCUGAUGAUAUGCCUUUUGUUGAGAAUGCUGAUGUCUAUUUGCAUGGAAUCAAAGGCUUUGAAGAAUUUGAAGUGAGUCAUUCUGUGAAUCCUUUUCUUCCUGAGACAUCUAAGGGAGAAGAAUGUGAAAUAGAUACACUUACUGAGGCAGAGAAUUUAGGAAUUAAGCCUGAAGGCUUAAGUAUUGGCUCAGAGGUUUCUUCAUCAGACAAGCUUCUCGCUGGAGACAAAACUGAACCUCAAGGCCAAACCGAUUUGGUUGCGGUCAAGGAAUUUCCCAGUGCAGAGAACAUACUGAUAUCUAAGAUUAACUCUGAAGAUAUCGGAAUGAAAGCUGAAGAGGGUAAAUCAUCAUUAGGGAAUGCACAAACUGUUGAAUCAGAAACCUUGAGAGUUUCUCUACCUGCUGUAGAUUCUGUAGUUGUUGACUCAAAUGCUGAUAUGAGCAGUGCAGCGAACAAAACUGGUUUAGUUGAUCUCGCUGGUAAUGAAAGUGAACUUAUGCAAGCAAAUGUUGUAGCUGAGAAGGGGAACAAACCAAAAGACACUUUGAGUUCUGAAUCCUCUUGUUAUGCUUCUCCUGUGUCUGUUGUAUUUGAGGGAUCUGAUGCAAGUGAUCAGAUCAAAAGUUCAACAGAAACAUCCAAAGACUCCGCCCUCCAAAUCAGCGCUGAAAGUAAAGAUGAAGUUUGCAGAGAGAGUAACAACGGAAGGCUUGUGGAGGAAAGCAGUUUCAUAAACGAACCAAAUAAAACGGAAUAUCCUAUAAGCCAUUUUGGAUCAACAGGCACUGCACCUGACACUGUUAAUACAGCUAAUCAGACGUCACUGGAAAUCGGAAGGACAGAAUUCAAUAGAGUUGUUGGUGGCUUGGGGGUAAUUCAAGCAAAUGAGGUCGACGGUAAUGUCAAAGCACACAACAAUUAUGCUGAGGUCCCAGUGACAAUAGAAUCAAACGAUCAUCGAGAUUUUGGGAGAUUGCAGAAUCUUUCAGAAGCUCACAUUAGAUCUCUGGUUUCUAGUCCGCUAGUCACUAGAAAUAAUACAUCUAAUGCUUCUGAAUCUAACUUGGGACCAGUUUCAGGUCUAAGCGCUGGAGUUAACAAACAGGAAGACGCAUCUCAGAACCAAGAGAUCACCUUGGAGAAGACAACAAGCUGGGGCACAGCAAAGGAGCAACACGUCCCUCUAAAGAACCUUCUGAGUGAAGCAAGAUCACCAAGGCUACAACAACAAGCAAAGGAUCACGAGAGUAACAACAUACCGAGAGUGAGUUCGAUACUGGGACAGGAGACAUCCCCUGAAGAUGGUCACUGGCCAGAGAAAAGAGAAGUGAGCGAGGAAUGGAAUUCACCAGCAAAGUAUCCAGUGGACUUAAAGAGAGAGGAGAAGAAAGUGAAAGGAAGACCCUUUUGGGUGCCAUUUGUUUGCUGCUCCAAUGUUAAAUAGACCACCACUCUAUUGUAUAAUGUGUAGGAGAUGAUGAAUGGUUUCUGAAGACUUGCUAGUACAAAGACGUGUUAGUAGUUUGGUUCUUGUAGGCGCUACUGUUGCUUAGGCUUUGAAUACUUUUAUGCAGACCACUUUUGAAUUUGACUUUUUUCAAUUUCUGUUUGCGUUUGAAUGCCUAGUUUGUUGAAUGAG
Molecule: messenger RNA, 2694 nt
Organism: Arabidopsis thaliana (thale cress)
Lineage: Eukaryota; Viridiplantae; Streptophyta; Magnoliopsida; Brassicales; Brassicaceae
Product: Pentatricopeptide repeat (PPR) superfamily protein
Exons: 5
Coding region: 145-2499 (784 amino acids)
Source: RefSeq, marked reviewed